Molecule: messenger RNA, 1195 nt
Organism: Eutrema salsugineum
Lineage: Eukaryota; Viridiplantae; Streptophyta; Magnoliopsida; Brassicales; Brassicaceae
Product: B3 domain-containing protein At5g18000
Exons: 4
Coding region: 59-1117 (352 amino acids)
Molecular function (GO): DNA binding
Source: RefSeq, a predicted model, not a curated record
UAGUGAAAGAGACUUAGAGGAAGGGGAUUAAGAGUGAAAGGAACAAAGAAGGAGAGAGAUGGUGAAAAACAGUGGUUUUGGUCAGAUUAUGCAAGAAGGAGACAAUCCUGGCUUCUUCAAGAUUCUUCGAAAGGAAGAUUUAUCUUCUGAAAUUAUGAGAAUGAUUCCUCAUCAAUUCAUAAGAAGCAUCUCUGACAACUCCUCGUCGUUUAAGAUGGUAUUAAAACUGCCAUGGGGAAGCUCAUGGCCAGUCAAAAUCUCCAAGAACCCAAGUUUUCACUACAUGGAAGAUCGUGGAUGGAACCGGUUUGUGAGUGACAACGCUUUGGGCGAAAACGAGUAUCUUACCUUCACUCACGAGGCAAAUAUGUGCUUUAACGUAAACAUCUACGAGCCAGAUGGUACGGAGAUGCUUAGACCAAGGGAAUCUGCAACCAUUGCUUCUAGUUCCGGUCUGAACAAGAGAGAACAGAGGAAGGAAGUGAAGACGGAAGAGAUCAUAGAGUCUUCCUCUGAAUCGAGUUAUCCGGGUCUCAACAAAGCUGAAUCUGCAGGAAGCAGAUUGAAGAAGAAACGGGAGCUUAACUUGGGAAAGAAGAAAGCCGAGAAAACCGGAAAACCCAAGAAGAAGAAGGUGGAUUCAGCAGCUGGGACCUCGUCACUUGUUCCAGAAUUCAAUCUCACAAUAAAGAAAUCACACCUCCUGUACUUUGCAAUCCCGAAGAAUUUUGUGGAUAUGCAUAUGCCAAAGAAGACAAAAUUGUUCAAGAUUCAUCCGGAAGGGGAGAAUUCAUGGGAGGUUUUGUAUUUGGUCACUGGUGUACAGUCAAGAUUCUCUGCUGGAUGGUCUCGUUUAGCCAAAGACUUAGGUUUAGUGGUUGGGGAUGUCUGCACGUUCAAGCUCAUUAAACCGACCGAAAUGCUUCUCAAAGUCUCCAGAGAUGGUGAUGAUGAUGCUGACGAUGAUGAUGAUGAUGCUGACGAUGAUGAUGAUGAUGAUGCUGACGAUGAUGAUGAUGAUGCUGACGAUGAUGAUGAUGAUGCUGACGAUGAUGACGAUGAUGAUGAUGAUGAUGAUGAUGAUGAUGAUGAUGAUGAUGAUGAUGAUGAUGUGUGAAAUGUGAGGUUUAGUUGGAGAACUAGUGAGGACUUGUGUUUGGAGCGACAAUAUGUUUUGUGGUCUAAUGUUAGGACU